GAGAGAGAGAGAGAGAGAGAGAGAGAACGGGAAAGUUUCACCCUCAGAGCAGGAGAGCGUUUGGUGGUCGCAGGUUUUUGGAGCUGCUCGAGCUUCUGGAUUAUCGGCGAAUCAUCCAGUGCGGAUUUUAAUCGGCGGUGGUGUCUGUGUUUGUGAGGUGUCAGUUGCUGGUUGCCCCUCUUCUUUCCCUUCCCACCGUUUUCCCUGUUCGGCUGUUUCUCCUCCGUUUCUGCUUCACCGUCUCCCUCCAGGAUGAAAACACACAUUAGAGGCUGAAGUGUUCGCCUGGUUGACGGAGUCGAGCGCUAAAACGUUCGAGUUCAAGGCGGUCACUUCCUGAUGAUGACAGUAAACAUGGAUGACGGUCUCCAAAAUAGGCCUGGGCCACACAGGAAUACACAAGAUGAUGAGGAGGCUCUAAACUCCAUUAUGAAGGAUCUGGCAGCGCUGCGUUGCUGUUACCAGCUCAACAGCAACAACAGCCACAAGCCCAAGAGCAGGACUCAGACCUACAGACAGGAUCUGCGAGUGAAGCUGGAGCAUGAGAGAGAGAAACGAAUCAUUCCUUUCCAGAGGCCACUGAAGUUCAAAGAACUUCUGCAAAAAGUGAUGGAAGCCUUUGGUCAGCAGAUGGACUUAUACUACACAGACAAAGAGACUUUGGUAGCUCUGAAGUGUCAGGAGGAUCUGGACCGGGCAGUCCUGAGUUUAAGCUCCAGUUCAGGAACCAAUGGCCUGCUGAGAGUCCUGCUGAAAACUCCAACUAACAACCAUUUUCUGCAAGUGAACAGCAGGGACAAGCAGAGUGAGAUGAAGUCAUCAAGGUCACUGGGAGACUUAAAGGGUUCUCUGCUCAAGGGUCCUGAACGAGUGCGCAAACACUCUACAGGUUCUCUGCACACAGGCCGCAGCUCACCCCCUCCAGGCAGUGUCCCUGAGGAGCAGCAGCAGAUCGCCCGGCAGGGCUCCUACACCAGCAUCCACAGUGAGGGAGAGUUCAUCCCAGAGAUGCUCGACCCUAACAUCAUGGAUCCAUUCGGCAGUGCUGAUGAUUCACUCUCCAGCAGCUGCAAGUCUUUGGACCAGGCGCUGGACAGUCCGCCGUUCUCCCAGAACAACCGAGACAACAAUUACCUGAACCUUAACUUUGACUAUAAAGGCCGCCAUGGGAAGCACGGGACCUUUCCCAGGCAAUUCCACAUAUCCAACCGCAGCAAGGACUAUGGUGACGGUCGGAGGACAUUUCCCCGCAGCUUCAUGCCUCAGGAGAAUCUUUUCCAGCUGGUUCCAUCCAGCCGCACACGGAGCUAUAACGGAGAGAGCACGCUGCAGUACAGUGCAGACAUGCACUCCAUCAGUUGGACCGAAAAGAGUAGUCAGCGCAGUGCUGCUAAGUCCCCCCGGGCGCCGGUAAACUGGCGUCAGGGGAAACUGCUUGGCCGCGGUGCUUUUGGGGAGGUUUACCUCUGCUACGAUGCCGAUACGGGUCGGGAACUGGCUGUCAAACAGGUGCCCUUUGACCCCGACUGCCAGGAGACCAGCAAGGAGGUGAAUGCACUUGAGUGUGAGAUUCAGCUGCUGAAGAAUCUCCGGCACGAGCGCAUCGUUCAGUACUAUGGCUGCCUGCGGGACCCCGCGCAGAGAAAGCUCUCUAUCUUUGUGGAGUUCAUGCCAGGGGGCUCUAUAAAAGACCAGCUAAAGGCGUACGGCGCUCUGACUGAGAAGGUGACCCGCAGAUACACCAGGCAGAUCCUGCAGGGCGUCUUUUACCUCCACAGCAAUAUGAUCGUACACCGUGACAUUAAAGGAGCAAACAUACUGAGGGACUCCUCCGGAAACGUGAAGCUGGGAGACUUUGGAGCCAGCAAGCGUAUUCAAACCAUCUGCAUGUCAGGCACUGGCAUAAAAUCAGUGACUGGCACCCCCUACUGGAUGAGCCCAGAAGUCAUCAACGGAGAAGGAUACGGCCGCAAAGCUGAUGUCUGGAGCGUGGCCUGCACGGUUGUGGAGAUGCUCACACAGAAGCCCCCUUGGGCUGAAUAUGAAGCCAUGGCGGCUAUUUUUAAAAUUGCCACCCAGCCCACCAAGCCCAACCUGCCGGAGGGCGUGUCUGAUGCCUGCAGGGACUUCGUGCGGCAGGUGUUUGUGGAGGAGAAGUGGCGGCCCACCGCUGAGGUGCUUCUCAGCCAUCCUUUCGUCCAGGGCGGCUUCUGAAUGUGCCGGAGGUCCAGAAGGGCUGGGGCCAGUUAAACUGACCCACUGACAAUCACCACUCUGCCUUCCAGGGUCCAGGGGAACCUGCCAAAACCUCUCCAGCCCACCCAGAACAAACUAGCCCCUCAACAGGGAGCUGCGUAUCUCAGACCGCUCUGCCCAUACACACAAGCCCCUUGCAUGCCAUGUUACACUUUGGCAUUUUGGCUGCUGUUGAAGGCCUGUGGUAUGCAAACACAUCACAGAAUCAGACUGCAGUGGUGGGAGGCCACAGAUUGUUUACAUUACACGCCCCACAUUCUUAGAGAUAAUUGGUGAGGGGUUGGAUCUCUCACUGUUGGAAAUUACACAGCAAUUGAUACAAUCAGGGAUUAGAAGCAACAUAUUUCUAAUUUUGAUUAGUUCUGAAUAGAAACUCUCUUUUUUUGCCAAGCUCCCUCUCCAGUUGAUAACUGGAACAGAAUAAAAAACUUUAUUAACAUCCUAAAAGAGCAAACUUUACAAAUAUUCUAAAAAAAAAUACAUGGCUAGAGUUUAAUGAUAAGGAAGCCAGACAGUGAGGUGUGAGGUGAGAUGAAGACCUAGAUGACAAGGUUACAUCCUUAGCAUUAGGGCAGUGAAUGUGUGGUUCCAAUGAGCACCUGAAUGCAGCAUAAUUCAGUUUACCUCCAAAGGAAUCUAGCCUGUAGGGGGCUACAGGAAAGUUUACUAAGAAAAUGAUUGAUCUAGUCAUAAAUCUAUCAGACUUAACUGCACUGAAAAAGUGAUGCAUUGCAUUUAACUGAUUAAGUGUUAUGGACUAUUAAAAUACCAUGUCAUUGGUAAAACCUGGUCUAAUCCAUAAAUUAAAUGGUGGGAAAUUAUGCAAAGUUGCAUGAUUUGUAAAGAUAAAUCCCACAAUGUAUAACCACAUCAAGAUUGCUAUUUAAAAAUAACAUUUAGAACUCUACAGGUAUGUUUGCCUUAUACAUGCAGUAUUAUUCCCCAAUACAAUAUUGUAAUAAUAUUUGAAAUCCUGAUAAAAGAUAUGGUAAUUAUUGUGAUGUUCAGGCUAAUAAGUGCAUCUUAUUUAAUUAGAAGCCAGUUGAAGCCAGAAGUAUCUGUGGGGAAAAAAUAUGUUGGCAUCAUGUAUUUCAUUCACAUGGCAGUUAUCACUAUUUCAGUGCAACAGUACAUUUCAUGAAGCUUAUUUAACUCCAAUGUUUUUCAUUUGCACUCUUUGUAGAGUUUCUAAUCCCUGGACAGAGUAUGAGGUGAUGGUUUAGAGCUGUGCUUUAGUGUUAGAAAAUCUAGUUCUUUUAAGGAGCAGUUUUUGGGGCAGAAUAGGGCUGAACUUAGUGGAAAAUAUGCAUUCUGGCAGUUGAGUGUAGGUGAAUACUUUCCAACGGAAAAAGUAUUUUUUUUUUUUUUUUAAAUAAUGGUUUUAAUAUGUCCAACCCCCCCUCUUCUAAACCAUUGAAUGUGGUGCCACUUCUUGAGAAUGAAUUUGGUGCCGUUCCUUUAGAAACCCCAGCAAUGGCCUGCGAUUUCUGGAGCGCAUCCAUACUGUAAGAUACUCCGUUGAGUAUUUUUUUUUUAAGAUUACUGUGUUUGAUGGUUAGAAUCUAACCAAAUAAGAUUGACACAGACCAGCACAUGUACAACCACCAAAGUGGUGAAUGUGUAAUCCAGAGAAAUUUGUGUGCAUUUCUUUGAGACUGCAGCGUCCUCUCAGCUAAUGAAGGUUGUGGAUGAAAAUCUUAAAUCUCUCUUUUUUUUUUUUUUUUCCCUAUAAAGUUUUUAUAGAGAAUUUUUUUUUGUUUUUAUUGAUGUUUCAAAGCACUCAUAUAUCGGUGAAAUCACUGUAAAUUUAAGUCACAUGUUUCCAUGGCAACUUUUGAACACAUGUAUCUGUACAAUUUCAAUAUGCAGGAUAAUCAGCUGAGAUUUCAAAAAGCUAUUUUUAUAAAAAUAUAUAAACAUUUUAUCCAGAUGUUUGGAGAAAAGACCAGUUUUUGUAUUAUUGUAAAUGGUUGCUUACGGCAUCCAAGCAAUAGUCUCAUAGGCUAUCGACUCGAUUGACUGGUUUGUUGACGUUGCUUUUAAGUUCAGUCAUUUACACAGAAAUACAUUGUCCACACCAACCAAAGAGAAAGUGUUUUUAAUGCAGAUGUAUGUAUUUCAUAACUGUUCUGUUGUUUAAUGAUGCAUAAGCAGUCCUAUCUAGACAUAAAGCCCUGAGGUUUUUCCCGCUUAGCAAAAUAUGGUCCAAUAUUGAGUUUUUCAGCAAAGAUUCCCUUUUGUCCAUGUUUUCCUUCUAUUAGAAAUGAUUACAUAUGUUACUGCGAUCAUUUUUCUAUAUGGAAAGACAAUAAGCAUGACUGGGUAGAUGUCCUCCAAUUUAUUGCAAAGCAAUAUCUGUAAGUGGGACGCUCAAUGUCAGCCGCAAAGAUUGCCACAAUUAGUGCCUUCUCUGAUAUUUUUUUUCAGUGAAAUUAGAUUUUUUUAAGCAUUUAAGUGUUGGAAUGUACAUGCAGUUGUCCUCAUCAAGUUGGAUCUCCAAUCCAUUCAUCAGUGGAGGCCAUGAAUGAUGCUGUAUUUUAAUGUAUAGACUUGCUAAGGUGAAUUAACAAGAAAAACGAUUGUAUUGUAAAUACAGGGUUUAUAGAAAGUCUUGGCACCCUUUAACAUUGUGUAGUUUUACAGCAUUACAGCAUAAAACGGACAUUUAAACAGGCUGUUUUUCCAUUACAGUGUACAUGCCAACUGCUAACAUUGUAAUGUAUCGAAAUAUUAUCUGCAUUUAUGCAGUUUGGAGAUUAGCUUUGAAGGAAUAUUCCAGCAUUUUUCAACCGACUCUCUGCGUGGUAUCUGUUGCAUAUGGCCUGUUAGCAUGGAUAAUGAUUUUGAAGCAUUUCCCUGGAUUUAGAAAAGAACAGAAAAUCUGUUGACUCAAAACUCAGAAAAACCCACAAGCAAGAAAAACUGCUUCCUUGCGUUAUUUGAGUUGAACAGUACAAACUAUUUAUGCGAUUUUUGUCAGAUUUUGCCCAUGGCUUCAAAUAUGUUUUUGAAACAUAUUUGUUACUUACAAACUUUCAGUUCCGAUUUGUAUCUCCUCAUUCAAAGACGUGGGAACCCCUACAAGAAUGUUUGCCAUCGGAAUUCAGCGACUGACCAAUUGACUUCUGUUACAUGUGAGUUUUAAGUCGGCAGGUUUUCCAUUUCUGUGUCUGGAAAUACUAUAGAGACGAACAGAUAUAUAUUAGGUUGAAAAACACUGGAUAAUUCCUUUCAACUUCAUGAAAAACGUCACCACAUGACCUUGAGUGAACGUGUAGACCUAUACAGACAUAGUCAGAGCUCAGGUCAAACCUGUUCUGAAUGACUUGUUAAAAUAGUCAGUCUCCGUGUUUAGCUGUAGUGAUUCUGUCUGGUACAGAAUUCAUUCAACUGCAGACCAGACAAGGAGCUUUCUGCAAAAUAAAGCAGUGAAGUUAUGAAGAAGUGGAAGGAAUCUAUGCAUCCAGAGAAGGCUGGCCUUCAGAACUAGAUGGCUAUACAAGGAAGAUUAUUGAUCAGAGGAGCCAAAUGUUGUGUGUCACAACAGAAUCAAUAAGAGUGUGCAAUUCUGAACAUUUCCUGCAGUAACAAGUAGACGCAACUUCCAGUAAGUCCAAUUCAAAGGAAAUGAAUUGACUUGAAUUGUCACUGUCGUAAUUAGACUGGGACGUGGAGCGCGUGGUUGCAUAUUACACUUUGUAAAAAGGGGGGGGAAUCUACAUUUAACAUUUUAAAGGGGUGUCUAAACUUUCUUUAAGCACUGUAGACAUUGUACUGCACUUUUUAUGAGAUGUUUUAUUAUAUUCAGAAUACUUUAGUUACAAUAUUACCAAAAUUGUAGAGCUGGAUUUUAGAACAUAACUGAGAGUAUAUGAUGAAAUAGGCCUCAGUGGUUUUUGAUAGAGGCUAAGAAUGGAAAAUUCUUUAUUGCCUUGAUGACGAAGCCUAAACACAUUUAUUCUGAAAGUGAUUUUGUACAUUUGAAUAAAUAAAUUAAAUGUGGAAAAUUG
Molecule: messenger RNA, 6266 nt
Organism: Pygocentrus nattereri (red-bellied piranha)
Lineage: Eukaryota; Metazoa; Chordata; Actinopteri; Characiformes; Serrasalmidae
Gene: map3k22
Product: mitogen-activated protein kinase kinase kinase 22
Exons: 18
Coding region: 340-2214 (624 amino acids)
Biological process (GO): protein phosphorylation
Molecular function (GO): ATP binding; protein kinase activity; protein binding
Source: RefSeq, a predicted model, not a curated record